This is a messenger RNA of Molossus molossus (Pallas's mastiff bat), 2360 nucleotides long. It is a transcript of the gene SLC1A7, whose product is annotated as solute carrier family 1 member 7. Gene Ontology annotation, molecular function: L-glutamate transmembrane transporter activity; glutamate:sodium symporter activity; neutral L-amino acid transmembrane transporter activity. Lineage: Eukaryota; Metazoa; Chordata; Mammalia; Chiroptera; Molossidae. The record is from RefSeq and is a predicted model, not a curated record. Gene Ontology annotation, cellular component: plasma membrane. Bases 149 to 2077 code for a protein of 642 amino acids. Gene Ontology annotation, biological process: L-glutamate transmembrane transport. The transcript has 11 exons.
GGUAAUAGGAUUGUGGCUUCUCUCUGGGGCAGCCACGAAGGCCAUGGCCGUUUGGUCGGCAACGGGUGCUUAGCAACCCUGACCCCCUGCCUGCUGAGGAGCCAAAGCCCCCAGCCAGGACCGUGUGCCCCUGGCUGGCCUCACGUGCAUGGAAUGGUGCUGUGCCUGGUGCCAGCAGGCUGGGAUCACCAUGGUGCCGGGUGCCCUCCUGGCACGAGGGAAGGAUGUUUGUAAGCGGAAUGGACUGCUCAUCCUGUCUGUGCUAUCUGUCACUGUGGGCUGCCUUCUCGGCUUCUUCCUGAGGACCCAGCGCCUCUCACCACAGGAAAUUAGUUACUUCCAGUUUCCUGGGGAGCUCUUGAUGAGGAUGUUGAAGAUGCUGAUCCUACCACUGGUGGUCUCCAGCUUGAUAUCCAGCCUCGCCUCUCUGGAUGCCAAGACCUCCAGCCGCCUGGGCAUCCUCACUGUGGCAUACUACCUGUGGACCACCUUCGUAGCAGUCGUCGUGGGCAUCAUCAUGGUCUCCAUCAUCCACCCAGGUGGGGCGGCCCAGAAGGAGGAGACGGAGCAGAGUGGGAAGCCUGUCAUGAGCUCAGCGGACGCCCUGCUCGACCUCAUCCGGAACAUGUUCCCGGCCAACCUGGUAGAAGCCACAUUCAAACAGUACCGCACCAAGACCACGCCCGUUGUCAAGUUCCCCAAAGUGGCAUCGGAGAAGGGCUCUUCUCGGCAGAUCCUCAUCUAUGGGGUCCAGGAAGAGAAUGGCUCUCACAUUCAGAACUUCGCCCUGGACCUGACCCCACCGCCUGAGGUCAUUUACAAGUCAGAGCCUGGCACCAGCGAUGGCAUGAAUGUGCUGGGCAUUGUCAUGUUCUCUGCCACCAUGGGCAUCAUGCUGGGCCGCAUGGGUGACAGCGGGGCCCCCCUGGUCAGCUUCUGCCAGUGCCUCAAUGAGUCUGUCAUGAAGAUCGUGGCAGUCGCUGUGUGGUACUUCCCCUUUGGUAUUGUGUUCCUCAUUGCCGGCAAGAUCCUGGAGAUGGAUGACCCCACAGCCGUCGGAAAAAAGCUGGGCUUCUAUGCAGUCACUGUAGUGUGCGGGCUGGUGGUCCAUGGCCUCUUCAUCCUGCCCCUGCUCUACUUCUUCAUCACCAAAAAGAACCCUGUCGUCUUCAUCCGCGGUGUGCUUCAGGCCCUGCUCAUUGCACUGGCCACCUCCUCCAGCUCGGCCACACUGCCCAUCACCUUCAAGUGCCUGCUGGAGAACAACCACAUCGACCGGCGCAUCGCCCGCUUUGUGCUGCCCGUGGGCGCCACCAUCAACAUGGACGGCACUGCGCUCUACGAGGCUGUGGCUGCCAUCUUCAUUGCCCAGGUCAACAACUAUGAGCUGGACUUCGGCCAGAUCGUCACCAUCAGCAUCACAGCCACUGCAGCCAGCAUCGGGGCAGCUGGCAUCCCCCAGGCCGGGCUCGUCACCAUGGUCAUCGUGCUCACCUCCGUGGGACUGCCCACUGACGACAUCACCCUCAUCAUCGCUGUCGACUGGGCUCUCCCCUGUGCGACUGGACAGUCACAGGCCCACGAAGCCGGCCUGCAUCAACUCUCGCCAGCAGCACUGAAGGAGUGGCAGGCUGAAGAGGACCGGGAAAGUGCUUCACUGUGCGCUCUGCCCUGGCAGCUGGGCAGGGGCUGCUGGGGUGGGCAGUGCCCUCUCCCAGCUCCCCUCACACGUGCCCACCACUCACCACCCACCAGGGACCGCUUCCGCACCAUGAUCAAUGUGCUGGGUGAUGCACUGGCCGCCGGGAUCAUGGCCCACGUCUGCCGGAAGGACUUUGCUCAGGACAGCGGCACCGAGAAACUGCAGCUCUGCGAGACCAAGCCAGUGAGCCUCCAGGAGAUUAUGGCGACCCAGCAGAACGGCUGUGUGAAAAGCGUAGCUGAGGCCUCAGAGCUGACCCUGGGCCCCACCUGUCCCCAUCAUGUCCCCAUUCAGGUGGAGCAGGACGAGGAGUCGGCUACCCCCAGCCUGGACCACUGCACCAUUGAAAUCAGCGAGCUUGAGACCAAUGUCUGAGCCUGUAGAGCUGUGGAGGCCGGGGGAGGCUUCCAGGGUUGGGCAAAGGGGAUGAUCUCAAUUUACUACUUUCCUGAGCAGCCGAGAGGCACUAGCCUCACACGUUCUUCCCACCCUUGAGAGCUGGGAAUUCGCUCCACUCGACAGAACAUGGAGUCUCAGAGAAGAAACCCCAGCUGGGGAGUGAUGGCGGCGUAGCCCAGCUCUGACUGACUUCCCUCCGGCAUGGCCCGUGAGGACAGCAGGCAGGGCUGUGCUCUGUACUUUCUGGAUGACAGAGUUA